Gigantopelta aegis is the source of this 1483-nucleotide messenger RNA. Its product is annotated as m7GpppN-mRNA hydrolase-like. The coding region runs from base 87 to 1337 and encodes 416 amino acids. Gene Ontology annotation, biological process: nuclear-transcribed mRNA catabolic process, nonsense-mediated decay; deadenylation-dependent decapping of nuclear-transcribed mRNA. Gene Ontology annotation, cellular component: P-body; cytoplasm. The record is from RefSeq and is a predicted model, not a curated record. The transcript has 9 exons. Gene Ontology annotation, molecular function: 5'-(N(7)-methylguanosine 5'-triphospho)-[mRNA] hydrolase activity; manganese ion binding; RNA binding. NCBI's taxonomy places the organism in Eukaryota, Metazoa, Mollusca, Gastropoda, Neomphalida, Peltospiridae.
UCCGGUGGCGAAAAAUAAAAGUGUUUUAUUAAAAUUAUUUUAAUGUGUUUGUCAUCUUCAUUACUCUAUAUUUCAUUAUUAUAGGUAUGGAUUAUGUUAUUCCAAAGUAUGUUUUGGAUGACUUAUGCAGUCGAUUCAUUAUCAACAUUCCAGAAGAAGAGCGCCAAGACUUGAUCCGUAUAUUUUUCCAAAUUGAGUUGGCACAUUGGUUCUAUCUAGAUUUCUACUGUGCUGAAGAUGUGGAGCUCCGUACAGUCAGCUUAAGAGAUUUCUCCGUCCAGAUCUUUCAUCACAUUCCGUUUUUGACGGAAUAUGUGGGUGAAGUAGAGAAACGGUUUGAAGAGUGGCGAGCAUACAAGAUGAGUGUUCCAACAUACGGUGCAAUUAUUCUCGACCCAGAGAUGAAAUAUUGCUUGUUGGCCCAAGGCUUUUGGACAAAGUCGAGUUGGGGAUUUCCAAAGGGCAAGGUCAAUGCAGAAGAGACUCCACUUUGCUGUGCCAUUCGGGAGGUGUUGGAGGAGACAGGGCUGGAUGUGGCCAGCUUGAUCAACAAGAGCGACUUCAUUGAGAAUCAGCUCAACGACCAGCUCACUCGACUGUACAUCAUUCCCGGUGUCACACUAGACACACACUUCCAGCCACAGACUCGCAAAGAAAUCAAGGGCCUGCAGUGGUUUCCAAUAAAUGCCUUGCCAGUGCACAAGAGAGACCAGACAUCAAAGACAUUGCUUGGCAUGAAUCCUAACAACUUCUUCAUGGUCAUCCCGUUCGUCAAAAAUCUUCGAAAAUGGCUUUCUAGAAAACAAGGAGAAGAAAAUGGAAGCGGAGAUGGCAAAAAUGCUUCAUCUUCUUUCCGAACGAAAAUCUGGGAAAACAGCGAGAGAAAGCAGGAUUCGCAGCGACAGAAGAAACACUCACAGCAGCAGCAGAACUUCAUCAAACAGAACCAGAAUGAGAUGCAGGACCUGCUACAGCUGCAGGAGGAGAGACAGAAGAUGAAGAACUUGGGAGACUUGUCGGAGAAAAAAACAAACUCCAAAUCGGGGCAUCGGCAGCACACAAGCAGCUCACCGAGACAGACCAGCAAGCCGCAGUUACAAAUUAUGGGUCGUGAUGGAAACAUCACUGGCAAUACUCGUCGAAAUCUAGCGGAUCAGUUUGACAAACCAAAUCGGCCCGCUGCAGGUUCUGCAUCAUCUGAUCGACCGGCAAGGCCUCAUUCUAGCAAUAGGGAGAAGAAAUCACGAAAGAAAGAUAUUUUCAAAGAAGAGUUUCACUCAAAGACAUGGCUGAACUUCAAGUUUGACGUUGAUGCAAUCAUGGCAUGUAUACCAUGAUACUAAUAUUCAAAGGAGAGUUUUACUCAAACAUGGCUAAACUUGACGUUGAUGCAGACAUUGCAUGCAUACCAUGAAACUUGACUAAUAUUCAAAGGAGAGUUUUACUCAAACAUGGCUAAACUUGACGUUUGACAUUGAUGCAA